CUUUCGCAUUCGGCUGCUGCUGCUGCGUAAAGAGGAGGAGGAAGAAGGAAGGAAGGAAAGAGAGCUAGAGAGAAGCACAUCACACACUGCGAGAGAGAGAAAGCGGGAAAAGGAGGAGAGAAGGACAAUAAAGGAGGGCAUCAGAUAGAAAAGGGCCAAAAAAAGAAAAGAGAGAGAGAGAGAGAGAGAGAGAGAGAGAGAGAGAGAGAGCGCGUGAGGAGCAGAUCGCAGGGAGCAGCAGGAGGUUUGAGGUCGGGGGGGGAAGAGCUCGGAGGGCAGAAGAAGAGAAGAAGCUUCGGUGGAGGCAGAACGGCGGCGGAACGAUGAAGGAUCGCACACAGGAGCUGCGGAGCGCUAAGGACAGUGACGAUGAUGAGGAAGUCGUCCACGUCGACCGAGGAAACUUCAUGGAUGAGUUCUUUGAACAGGUGGAGGAGAUUCGCGGCUGCAUUGAGAAGCUGUCGGAAGACGUGGAGCAGGUGAAAAAACAGCACAGCGCCAUCCUGGCAGCGCCCAACCCUGACGAGAAGACUAAGCAGGAGUUGGAGGACCUCACAGCCGACAUCAAGAAGACAGCCAAUAAAGUGCGCUUAAAAUUAAAAGCAAUCGAGCAGAGCAUUGAGCAGGAGGAGGUCAUGAACAGAUCAUCGGCGGACCUGCGGAUCCGCAAGACACAGCACUCCACGCUGUCCCGCAAGUUUGUGGAGGUGAUGACUGAGUACAACACCACGCAGUCCAAAUACAGAGACCGCUGCAAGGACCGCAUCCAGAGACAGCUGGAGAUCACUGGAAGAACAACCACCAACGAGGAGCUGGAGGACAUGCUGGAGAGCGGCAAGCUCGCCGUCUUCACCGAUGAUAUCAAAAUGGACUCCCAGAUGACCAAGCAGGCCCUAAACGAGAUCGAGACCCGACACCAUGAGAUCAUUAAGCUGGAGAACAGCAUCCGUGAGCUACACGAUAUGUUUCUGGACAUGGCCAUGCUGGUGGAGAGCCAGGGUGAGAUGAUUGACAGAAUUGAGUACAACGUGGAACACUCGGUAGACUAUGUAGAAAGAGCAGUGUCUGACACCAAGAAGGCUGUCAAAUACCAGAGCCAAGCGCGCAAGAAGAAGAUCAUGAUCAUCAUCUGCUGCGUAAUCCUGGGAGUGAUCUUGGCGUCCACUAUCGGAGGAACCCUGGGCUUCUAGACUCACUUGUAGACGGAUGAAGGCCGAGAGAAGCAUAUUUAGAGAGAAAUAUAUCCACAACAAUACGAGAUAAGGAAACUCCUCUUUAAAGGGGUUUGGUUAGGGUCGAAAAAUUCAAAAAAUAAAAACAGACAAAUAAACAAAAAAAAACAAAACAAAACAAAAACCCAGAUGUUACAUAAUAGCUGAUUAAAACAUAUAUGAAAAGAGAGGGUUCAAAUAAACAAUAAACACUCUAUUUACAAAAUUGUACAUGUAAAUGUAUUGAACAUAAGAAACAGCACAUGGGUUACUUCCUGUAAAGAAAUACAACCUACAUUUUUUUUUUGUUUGUUUCCUUAUUUUUUAAACGUUUCUUUCGUUUUUCGGGGGGUCUCCAGGACAGUGCCGGCGACUGCGACUGAUAAAUUUGGCUGUGUUUCAGUAGAGCAUGGAUUUAAUGGUUUUAAUACGGCGCUAAGCAUUUAGUGCACUUACCUACUGACCGAAACGGAGAAUGGACGGUUUGCUUUAGCUGACGUUGUGAGGUUUCGUUGGGAGGGACUUCGAGUUCUGAGGGGCUGCUUUCAGAUAGAUGGACUCGGUCAUUCUCUUCUAGCGGCGAAUGAAUGAAUCCGAUCGUAGUCGGCAGACAAAGCUUAUAAAUCUAAUAUAGAAAUAUGUAGAAAUGUUUAUUACAAAUAAGCACCUCGAUCCUCAUAGCUGGACCUCAAUCUCCAUCCUGGACAAAAAAAUAACCAAAUCAAGCACACGUUCUUAGAUAAUCAGUAACUUGACCACACAAACGGACUCGGCUGUCAUUUGAGGUUGAUGCUGAAGACCAUAGAGUCAGGAAGCUCAGCUAGGAGAGAUGGAGAAGUAUAGCAAUGUGCAACCAGUUGAACUAUGCAGUUUUGAUAGAUGAAGAAAGGCGAUCCUGCUUUUAGAAUUAAACCGUGCUUUAGCUCUUCUCAAGUGGGAUCCAGAGGGAGAGAUGGGAAGGGCACACUUUAGACGUCUGCUGCUGUUCCGACGUAGAUUUUUCUAAAAACAUAUAAAAAUAGUACAAGAAGAAAAUCGUUUUGAGGACUUUAGAAGCUUGAAGCAGUGGAUAGCCUGAUAUUUGUCUUUCAGAGGUGGUUAGAUGUGUGACUCAUCCUUUGAAUAGUCUUUCCUUUGGUUGUUUUUACAUUGUGAUGCCUAUAAAAGAAAUAGUCACAUAUAUGAAUAUGAAUAUACGUAUAUAAAUAUAUAUAAAAACGCUGGGAGUUUUAUAUAUGCAACCCCAGUUAUGCUUUAUUUUUAUUUGCAGAGUCUAACGUACAGAACCCGAUUACGAACUGAGUGACAUUUUCUGAGGACAACGCUGCCUUGAGUUAUUUUGGUGCUACUUACAGACGAGAGAGGCUUUCUACUUACAUCUCAGAGACGUUCCAGAACCGACGGGCUGGGAGAACCCUUCUCAAAUCCCGUCGUUGAGUUCUGUACACCUGUUGCAGGUGAAUGUGAGGCUCGGAGGGUGGAAAUCCUGAUAAAACAAACAAACAAAAAUAAUUGUAAUCAUUUGCAAAUUCGAAAUAAGGAGAAAAGGUCAACAGGUCAAAUCAUCUGUGAGGGAUUUGCCAGGCAGCUACAGUCCAGCUGCCAUGAGACGAUUUAUUUUUGGAUAGUGAAGGUUGCGUACGUGGUCUUCGUUUAUGCAAGGGCUUAAAAUCCAAAACCAAAUUCAGCUCUAGACUGAAUUCCUCCUGGAGAUUAGAGAAGUAGAAAGCCCUCGCUGUCGCGGUUCACAGCUCCUCCAAACGCUACAUGUCUGCAACCCAAACCGCGUGAGGAAACUUUGUCGUUUCCCAGCUUUCCCGCAGAAUCUACAGUAGAAGCCCCUUCCUUCGAAACAGGUCCGCCUGCCCGGUAGGCGACGGAGCCGUCGGCGUGUCGGUAUGCUGUGUUUGUGACGCAGAGGGCCUGGACUGUUUUGCCCUUAAGACCAUUCCAGCGAUGGCCAGCAUGUUUUCUUCUUUUUUCGGAAGCUUUCUGUGUACUUGGUGUCCGAUCACUCUACCUGUGUGGUUCCAGUGGGGUCGAUGUGCGUGUAUCGUUGUUGUUUUUUCUUAGUGAGGGGUUUCGUUGUUGGCUGGAGAACGCUUUUCCUCCCUUCAGGCAUGCAGCAGCGUAGGCUUCGUCAGAACUUGCAUGGUGAUUUUAACUGCUCAACAUCAUGUGUGCACUUUACAACCGAAGAGAAAAACACUGUCUCACUCCAUACGUCCUUCCAUUUCGGGUUCGUCCCCUUUGUUUGUUUGUUUAUUUAACUCAUCCUGUUUGGGCAGGUUGGCGGGAGGGGUGGGCGGGGUUUAUGGGGUUGAUUAUUAACUUUAUUGACUCUAUUAACUUUAUAAACUUACUUCACACAUGCUAGCCCCCCCCCCGCACCUUGGUGGUGACGCCUGACGUGGUGUGAUUGUGUGAUUGGUCGACAGUUCCACUCUUUUCCCUGUGCGUUAUUGCUCAUUGUGCUUGUGGCAGUGGUGGCGCUAAGAUUUAUUUUCACGCAAAAACUAAUUGAUGCAUCCUCAAAAUUCUACUCUAUUUUUUACGCUGACUGAUCAGAAUUCCACCUAAAUCAAUAACUGUAGCUGUGAGGUGUCUGCGAAGCAACGUUUUGGCUGCAGAAUUGGGGAAAAAACUAGAAACCUCUUCCAGGACCACAUGAACUGCAUUACAUUGAUACAAUUCGAGCUGUCUAAACUCACGUUUUCCACAUAAAAACUAACAAAUGCUCAGAGCAGAAUGUUCAAUAAAAGGCUGGUAUGCCAUCAAAGUAUUUGAUGAACCAUCUCAAACAUGUACGCCUAGUGAUAAUGAUCUAGGCUCUGGUGAGCUGCUUUCCAUGACCAAACACCAAAGCAGCCAAAUCAGCCAAAUCAGCCAAAUCAAAUAAUCAGACAACUAAAACUAAAACUCUGACAGCAAUAAAUAACCACUUUAACACAUUUCUAUUACCGCUUUAUUAUAUUCUUCUUAUUCUUUCUUCUUCUUUUCUGCGCUAAGUUAUUCCACAGUUUUGACAUGUCGACACUGUUCCAACUCCUGAGCUUUUUGAUCCAACAUAUAUUUUUCAUAUAAUUCAAUUUUCAUACAAAUCAUUAAAUAACUUUUUUUCCCAUAGGAAUGAAUGGGGUGCAAAAGUUUGCGUACCCAGCUUAUGUCAUGUUAAUCAUAUGGGAACCAUAAUAACCACCUGGGAUACCAUAACAACCACUCAGAAACAUCCUAGUAACCACCUGGGAUACAACAGCAACUGCUUAUCAACACCUUUCCAACUACACAAAAUAGCAUAAUACCCUUUCGGCAACACCUUAGCGACCUCUAACAGCUUGGCAACACCCUAGCAACCGCUAAACGGCAAUGUUUUCUCUAGGAAAUGAACUUUUCUGGAUAUUUAAAUAUUAUCGAGUAUAAGGGGAUUUUCAGAAUGUCGUUCAGAGGUGCCUGUGAAAUGCAGUUCAGCCGUGAUUUCGCUUUCAGUUUCCAUUUGUUUGCCUGUUCUAAGGUCGACGCUCCGCAGACGCACGGCUACAGUUCGGUGAAAUAAAAUUCAAGGUUCGGCCCACCUGCAAAUUAGUCGUGGCCACCCAAAAAAAGCUUGUGGUGUUUUAUUUAAUACUGUUAUCGUGAGUUUUUUGUGGAACUUGUGGAACUGUGCGUUUGUGUGCCCCCCCCAUACUAAAAAGCUGUGCAUGUGUGUGUACGUAAGCAUGAGCAUAUCUGAGUAAACACUUGUGAGUGUGUGUGUGAGUGUGUGUGUGUGUGUGUGGUUGUGUGUGAGGGCGUGUGUGUGUGUGUGUGUGUACGUGUGCGUUCCAGUUUUGUGUUGAAAAAUUUAAAGAAAAAUGAGUUUAAGUGGGAAAAAAAAAAGAGUAAUAACAGUAAAAAGCCAAAGCAUAGCGCUAGCGUGAGCGGCUCUGUGGGCGGAGCCUGGAGAAAGGCUGUUUCAGAAUAUACCCAGCAAGUGCAAACUCUGAACCCUGACUACUGCGGUUACUAUAGCAACCAAACGGGAUUUUGGGGUUUAGUGGUUAUUUAUUUAUUUAUUUAUUUAUUUAUUUAUUCAUUCAUUCAUUCCUUUUUAUUUAUUUAUUCUUUUUUAUGAUAGUUUUCUUAGGGGGGGGGAAAAACCACACACACACACACACACACAUUCUGUGAUCAUCUACUUCUCCUCCGUUUUGAUUUACAUUUCAUUUAUUUUAGCUUUUUUUGGUUUUGUUUUGUUUCGUUUGGUUAUUUCGGCCACUGAUGGUGUUUCACCAUGUUCAACUCAUUGCAUUGCUUUCUCUGUGCUGGUAACACUAAAAAAAAAAAAACACACACACAGUAAAUAAAUAAAUAAAUACUAAUUACAUUUAAAAGAAAAAAAGAAAACGGGCACUGAGCUGGAUGGAAGAUUGCUCACUCUGUAUCUAUUUAUUUAUCUAUUUAUCUGUUCGAUUUGAUUUGAUUUUAUUUGUUUGUUUAUCGUACUGGCCUGACGCUCAUAGAGAAAGCAUUUUGUAACUGGUUGACCUGUGUGACCUUUCGGUGCAGGUCAGUCUGAGGUUGUUUGGAGUUACAUCAGCUCACCAGCACCAACACUUUCCACUGUAAACGCCCACGUUUACGUCAUCUAUCCCGUUUUUUCAGCCGCCGCCACGACGCUUUAACGCUUUAACGCUUUAAUAUGAGUCCCGCGCUGCUUCCCCGUCCAGGCCGACUCUCAGCAACCUCAGACUGCUUUUGUUUCUCCUGAGUUUCUUCCCCAAUUCUGCUUUCUGACAGUGUUUCUAUGGUCCAGUGUUAGCGUACGGCUGAGGGACGGCUGUAGAGAAGCCCCUCCCCCUAAAAAUUUACAAAAAAUAACAACUGACCUCUGUCAAUACUGUCACUCGAAGGUGGUUCUGAGUAGAUGGAUACUUGACCGUGAUCUGAGAAGGAGAAGAACUGCAGACUGGGAGAAAUUUGACAUAGCGGACGACAAAACAGUGAAAUUCUACUAAACGCAGUGGUUUAUGGAAAAUCCGAGGAGUUGUCUUAUAUUAAAAUAUUAAGUAGUACUAUUGAAUAUUGAAUGCUCACAAUUUAGUCAAACUGAAACUGGAUCUUUGUGUCUUGUAAUUAUUGUAAAUACUUUAACGAGAGAAGAAGAAGAAAAAAAAAACGACUUGCAUGUCUAUGUAUAAAACUUACUUAACUGGCUCCUGCCAAAGUUGCAAAGGUCGAUCAGCUUCUCCGCCCUGACCCCCGUCUCUCGUCCCUGAUAGCUUUUAUUUUUCCGUGCUUCUGCAGCAGAGCUCCGGCCGGCGGUACCGUGCGGACGUCUAAGGCACCUGAUGAAAACCUUUUUAUCUCAGCAGUGGGUGUUUCGUUUGCCAGUAAAGCUGCAGUGCGUCGUUAGAAUAGAUGUGAGUGCAGAAUCCCUGAAGAGUAAGGUGUGACUUUCCUGACUUUAAGUUCCAAACCGCAAAAAAUAAAAUGGAAUUCUCACUCACACAUAUAUAUCUGUAAUACUUAGCAUGUUACACCAGCUUCGACCAGUAGGGGGCAGCUGUUUUUUUUUCCCCUUAGGCUUCAAGGAUCAGGUGAAAAAAAGUCACUGGGGAGCUCAGGGGCUAACUGUACCAGCUCUGACCAGCAGGGGGCUGCGUCUUUUCUUUUUCCACGUACUCUUUACAGACCACGUGAAAAAGAUACCUUAGCAUUAGCAUGCUAACUGUUAGCCAGUUAGCUCCCAAGUGUUUUUUUUUUUUUACCACCUAGAAAAUAAAGCAAAUGAACACUUACUGACCAGAUGAGCAGCUUUUAGUCUGAUUUUCUCCGGUGCCUAAAACCUCUACACAGUACUGUAUAUAUAUAUAUAUUUAUAUUUGUAUAUUUAUAUAUACAUAAAUGGCAGUUUUAACCAAUACGCUUGGAGAACAGCUCUCUCCGAGAAACGUGCUUCCCUCCAUUUGUAUCACCCUCAGCCGAAAAACACUGCCGUGGUGUCGGGCCAAAAGGUUGCCGUGGUCAGCCGUACCUCAGAUGUGUUGUGCGAUGCAUGUGGCGUAGACUUUAGCUCACCAGAGUUCUAGAGUUCUAGAUUUAAAAGCAGCAUUACUGUCUGUUUUUAUCACAAGGGUGGUCUCUGCCAGGAAGUGACCCAAAGUGGUCUCGGCGAUUAAGGCUAGGGCGUCAAUAACUGAGAGAAGAAUUUUUAAAAACAUCGGUAUUUGGAAAUUUUUACUUGCAAAAUAAAAAUGUUAAACAAAAUCUGUGCAAUACUAAGUAAAGGGCUUUCUACAACCACGCAGAGACCUGAAAGCACUGCAGAGCGACUGACCGCAGGCGCGGCGACCAAGAGAGGCUCGAUAGCGACAGCCAAACGGUUUCACUCGCGACGCCACCCGCAGUCUUUUUCUCCCGUCGGGAUGAGGGGGAACCACAGGGCGGAACAAGGGCGUCUAAAGUAGUGUCUAAGGAGUUGAAUCGAUCUCCGCAACUUUGCCCGGAGCUGCAACUCGUGUCCCUUUUUUUUCCGUGUGUGCGUGUAUGUGUGCGUACUGUAUUGUUAAAAAAGAGAGAAAAUAAACCUAUCUGUCCCUCUCUCUCUCUCUCCCUCCCUCCCUCUCUCUCUCUCUAUCUCUAUCUCUCCCUCUCUCUCUCUCUCUCUCUCUCUCUCUCUCUCUCUCCCUCUCUCUCGUACUGCUGUUUGCUGUUCUGUUUAGUUAGUGUGAUGUGCCAGUAUCCCCCCCAAAGCCCCCCUGCGCUAUCUUCUUCUACCCUCCCCUCUCUCUCUCUCUCUCUCUCUCUCUCUCUCUCGCCCAUUUCUCCAUGGAUCUUUAAGAUGACAACUCUAUGCAGAUGCUGUCUUUUAUAAGUGUGUCAAAAUUUUAAGUUGAAAUUGAGAAAAAAAAACAAAAAACGAAAAAAGACAAAACCCCGUCCAACAGACAUUAUGAAAUGAAAAAAAAACCAUGAAUAAAGAAAAAAAAAG
Molecule: messenger RNA, 8181 nt
Organism: Pygocentrus nattereri (red-bellied piranha)
Lineage: Eukaryota; Metazoa; Chordata; Actinopteri; Characiformes; Serrasalmidae
Gene: stx1b
Product: syntaxin 1B
Exons: 10
Coding region: 324-1190 (288 amino acids)
Biological process (GO): exocytic insertion of neurotransmitter receptor to postsynaptic membrane; intracellular protein transport; vesicle fusion
Cellular component (GO): endomembrane system; SNARE complex; plasma membrane
Molecular function (GO): SNAP receptor activity; SNARE binding
Source: RefSeq, a predicted model, not a curated record